Molecule: messenger RNA, 1199 nt
Organism: Ictalurus furcatus (blue catfish)
Lineage: Eukaryota; Metazoa; Chordata; Actinopteri; Siluriformes; Ictaluridae
Gene: lrrc69
Product: leucine rich repeat containing 69
Exons: 8
Coding region: 159-1199 (346 amino acids)
Molecular function (GO): protein binding
Source: RefSeq, a predicted model, not a curated record
UUCAUUUCCAGCAUACUACCGUACUAACUAGUAUGUUUAGAAUAGAGCGGUUACAGGUUUAUAUACACACUUAAUAGUGCGACAGUGUGCGACCCAUGUUUCUAUGGGAACGUGAACAAAUCGCUGAACUGAAGGAUUUUUGAGCGUGUUUUAGGCAAAUGGCCAAUGAUUUGGUAAUUCUAGCACUCAAAGCUAACAGCAAGUCGUUAAAUUUGAGCUCGAGGAACAUAACUGAGCUUUCUAAAUGUUUUGCAAAGUUAACUCGGGUUUUAGGGCUCCGUUUAAACAACAACCGCCUCACGACUCUGCCUCUCGGACUGCAGGGCAUGCGGCAGUUGACAGAGAUUAACCUGGGCAAUAACGCUUUCGAGGAGGUGCCACCGGUCCUGAAGCAUCUGCACAGCUUGAAAAAGCUGUAUUUGUUCAGGAAUCAGAUUUCCACACUGCAUCCAGAGGUUCUAGAGGGUCUUUCAAACCUUAUUGUUCUCAACCUGAACAGCAACAAAAUCAAAACCAUUCCUACAGCUAUAAAGAGCCUCUCGAAUUUGGAACGAUUCAGUAUUACAGACAAUCAGCUAGAAGAGAUUCCCGCUGAGCUGGGGCUGGUCAGCAAGUUGACAGAGAUGAAUUUAACCAGGAACAAGUUGAGUGAAAUUCCGCAGGAGUUGUAUAAGCUAACACAUCUGAGGAAACUGAGCUUGGCUAGAAACAGUCUCAGAGAGCUACCAGAGGGAAUUCUUGGAUGGAAAAAUCUGAAGAUGUUAGAUGUUGCUGGAAACCACCUGUCUAUGUUUCCAGUCGAUUUCCACGUUCUUGAGCUGCAAGAAUUAUAUUUUGAAGGAAACAAUCUUGUUCAGUUUGAGCUGCUCACGUCCGCUCAAGAGGAGGAAGUUCUCUCAUUAAAGGAACAUGCUGCCAGAUUCAUCCUGAAAGAACAUUUAAAUAAGUCAUCUGUGGCGUCCAGGGCUUCGCUACUCCUUCCAGAUAUAGAGACAAUGCUGUCUCGGUUUGGAAGGUGUGCCGUUUGCUUUGAGCCCUUUCUGACCACCUGGGUGGAGUGUGUGCAGUUCAUCAACCUGCGAAAGGACAUGGGGAUAAAAAACUCACAGAAUAUUCCAGUUCGAGUGCUGCUGUGCUCUUAUUCCUGCUUCAACAAGAGCAGCCACUCUUACUACAGUGUCGCUAAAGUAAAGCCGUAA